Messenger RNA from Nycticebus coucang (slow loris), 887 nucleotides. RefSeq names its product 39S ribosomal protein S18a, mitochondrial. Lineage: Eukaryota; Metazoa; Chordata; Mammalia; Primates; Lorisidae. Gene Ontology annotation, cellular component: mitochondrial small ribosomal subunit; ribosome. The record is from RefSeq and is a predicted model, not a curated record. Gene Ontology annotation, biological process: mitochondrial translation. The coding region runs from base 120 to 554 and encodes 144 amino acids. Gene Ontology annotation, molecular function: structural constituent of ribosome; small ribosomal subunit rRNA binding. The transcript has a single exon.
GGCUUUUCCGAGGGUUCCUGGCGCGUCCAGGCGCAACCACGUGGACUCGAGUACCAGCUCGUGGGUUCAGGGAAGUGGUGGUGAUCCAAGAAGGGAAGACAACUAUAAUUGAAGGCCGCAUGACAGAGACUCCCAAGGAGAGUCCAAAUCCUCCUAACCCCUCUGGCCAAUGCCCCAUCUGCCGUUGGAACCUGAAGCACAAGUACAAUUAUGAGGAUGUUUUGCUGCUUAGUCAGUUCAUCCGGCCUCACGGAGGCAUGCUACCCCGAAAGAUCACAGGCCUGUGCCAGGAAGAGCAUCGAAAAAUUGAGGAGUGUGUGAAGAUGGCCCACCGCGCAGGUCUGCUCCCAAAUCAUAGGCCUCGGCUUCCUGAAGGAUUUGUUCCAAAGAGCAAACCCCAACUCAACCGGUACCUGACUCGCUGGUCUCCCCGUUCCGUCAAGCCCAUCUACAAAAAAGGUCACAGCUGGAACAAGGUGCGCAUGGCUGUGGGGUCACCCCUACUAAAGGACAACAUCUGCUACUCAAGAAUGCCUUUGAAGUGGUAUCAUUGACUGAGAGCAGGGCUUCCAGAAAACCUGGCUGGAGCUCCUCCCACACCUCGUCUGUGAAAUAGGAGGCCCACUCAUGAACCUUUAGCCACAACCGCACUCCUGCUCUAUCCCACCAAGAUGGCUUGGGCCCUCCAAUGCAAAUGGACAAGGGACGGAGGGACUAACUUCAGUACCGUUGUCCUGCCCAGGAACACUGCUGGGAGGAUAGGCAAGGGCAGUCGGGUGUCCCUUGGCAGCUGUUGUGGGUUUUAGCUAAGCUCUGCUCAGGGAUAGGCUUUUUUGCCCAAAGGAAUGUAAUAAACAUGGUUCAUGGGCUUAAAAAAAAAAAAAAAA